Messenger RNA from Girardinichthys multiradiatus, 3562 nucleotides. RefSeq names its product ubiquitin carboxyl-terminal hydrolase CYLD (gene cyld3). Gene Ontology annotation, molecular function: K63-linked deubiquitinase activity; cysteine-type deubiquitinase activity. The record is from RefSeq and is a predicted model, not a curated record. Gene Ontology annotation, biological process: positive regulation of extrinsic apoptotic signaling pathway; protein K63-linked deubiquitination; regulation of intrinsic apoptotic signaling pathway. Gene Ontology annotation, cellular component: cytosol. Lineage: Eukaryota; Metazoa; Chordata; Actinopteri; Cyprinodontiformes; Goodeidae.
AGUUAUCCGAGUUGUUUAUUCGUGAAGAAUGCGCGACCAAAUGGGACUUUAGUUAAAGUAGGAGCGAAUAAAGUUAUAUGCGAACUUCUCCGCGGCUACCUGAGGUAGCAGUCACUCCUCCAGGUGAACGGAAACACCGUGGCACUCUUGUCGCUUCCUUGUAAUGAGAACUAUUUUUCUUAACAUUCAUAGAGAAAGAGGGCUUAAUUCUCGCCGUGGAGCUGCUGCCGAUACAGACGGCAAGAUGUCAGGAGCUCAUGAGCAGAACAGGAAGCGCCGUCGCUUCAGGUCGUUCCUGAUCACGACCGACCGUCAGGUCCAGGAUGAUCUGGAAGGUCCCAUUCUGCUGAGCAGGGGGUUCAUCUGCCACGAACAGGACCAGGACCGGAACAGAAGGGACGCCCUCUGGGUUAAGGUUUUGGACAAUGGACUCAUGGUAAAAAUAGAGAAGAAGUAUUUGCAGGAAGUCCCAGCUGACCUUGUUGGACUGGUGGAGCCUGUGCAAAACUUGGAAGUUCGACUGAACCUACUAAACAAUCCAGACAACCUGCGACAGUUGGCUACUCUCCCUGCCAAUGCUCCGCUGUGGGUCCAAAUAGGCCAGCAGGAUGAGCUGGCGGAGGCAGAAAUCAAGUACAUCGGGGCGCUCAGUGGACGGAGCAACGGUAUAUACUUCGGAGUGGAGCUAAAGGGUCCAGCAGCAGGUAGAGGAACCUGCAAUGGUUCUUUCAGGGGCGUCCGCUACUUCUCUUGCCCCGAUGGCUGCGGCCUGUUCGUUCCCGUGAGCCUCAUACGGGUCCGCCACUGGUCUAGCAAGAACAGCACGGAUGCACAGGAGCAAACCAGGGACCAUCCCCGCCGCAGCAACCAUGCUGUCAACGGCCAACGCAGCGAUGAUGACCGUUCAAAUCAUCACCAGCUGCGACAUAUAAGCUUCCAUCGUCAUCAACCAAAGAUCCAGGCUGUUGUUUCACGGACAGCAGAGUCGGUGCCCGUCGUUUCUCACAACAAUCUGCGUGGCGCCGCGUCUCCUUCACCAUUCCUCCCUGGUCAGAGAGUGUGUGUCAGCGUGGAAGGUGCUGUCCAUGCAGGGGAGGUGCGAUUCUGUGGACUGCUACCUGGCCGAGCUUCAACUACGAUGUACGUUGGAAUCCUUCUGGACACUCCGGCUGGUACCUGGGAUGGACAUUACAAGGAACAAAAGCUCUGCCACAUUCCCUCUCCCCUCUACGGACUCCUGCUUCCAGCCAGCACUGUCUCUGCAGAACAAAAAUCCCACCACCCAAAUCCUCUUCCCCAAGUUCCUAAAUCCAUCUUAAAACCAACGUUGUCCCCCGUUACUAAACAAGGCGCAUCAUCACCACCUGCUCCGCCUCCCAAACAAGUACUCAAACCUCCUCCCCUUCCUCCUCCAAAACCCUCACAAAAACCAUUCCUCACACCCCCACUGCCCCCUCCCAAACCUCAAAACCUAACACCAACAGCCGCCCCAGAGCAGCUACAGCACAGCAACGGCGUCCACAGCCCUUCCUCGCCUUUAAGAUCUGUAGACGAUGAUGAUGAUGGGGAGGAGGAGGACGAGGAGGAUGCAGAGGAGUAUGGAGAGACAGGACUGCAGACAGAGCUGGAGGUUGGGUCAAUGGUUGAGGUGAACAACCCGCCACUUUUCGGGGUCAUCCGAUGGAUUGGUCACAUAAGUGGCGUCCAGGAGCUCGUGGCAGGGAUUGAGCUGGAGAACGAGCUGUCUGCUGGAACAGACGGCAGUUACCUGGGUAAACGUCACUUUCGUUGCCCCACCAACAAGGGGCUGUUCAUCAAGCUCCGCAACUGCAGACGGGACUCCAGAUUCCCCAUCCCAGAGAAGCCCGUUAAUCAAGUGGAGCGAUGUAACUCGAUAGCCUUCGCAGAAUGGGGCAGUGAGCGGGUGGACGAGCACACUCCUCCGGUGGACGGGGACGAGGCCAGGCAGCUGUACGAAGGCUCGAAGAGAGGCAUCCAGGGUCACCUCAACUCCUGCUACCUGGACGCUACGCUUUACAGUUUGUUCUCCUGCUGCAGCUCAGCAGACUGGGUGUUAUUUUGGCCAUCUGAUGCUGAAACGGACCAAAGCUCCAAACAGGCUCAGGACCUGCUUCGCUGUGAGAUAGUUAACCCACUGCGAAGGAAUGGUUACGUGUGUGCCAGUAAGACCAUGGCUUUGAGGCGCCUGCUGGAAGCUGCAAACAUAGACGCGGGCUUCACCAACCAGGAGAAAGAUCCCGAAGAGUUCCUGAACAAGCUUUUCCAGCUCUUGAGAGUUGAGCCGCUCCUAAAGAUUAGAUCAAUGACUCAGCAGGCUCAGGAGUGCCAUCUCUACCAACUCUUUCCACCAACACUCCCCUCCUCCCCCUUGUCCCCCGUUGAUUCCCCCAUUAUCAUAGCCCCACCCACGUCCAUGAGGGUCGCCAGCGUUCAGACCCUGCUGGAGUCCUCCUUCCUGCAUGCCGGCCUCAAGUUUGUUGAGGCUCCCUCCUGUCUACUUCUGCUAAUGCCCCGCUUUGGGAAGGAUUUCAAAAUGUUUGAUGCCAUCUUGCCCACCCUCAGCCUGGAUAUCACAGACCUGCUGGACGACACUCUCAGACAGUGCAGUAUCUGCCAGGCUGUAGCUGAGUGGGAAUGUGUGCAGUGCUACGGAGACUUGGACAUCACUCCUGGACAUCUAAAACAAUACUGCCAAACAUGCAACACACAGGUUCACAGUCACAGAAAGCGGGUGUCCCAUAAGCCGGUGAAGAUUGCUGUUCCUCAGGGGCCAUGGUUGGGCCCUAUGCAUUACACUCGCCAGCGAAUGUCUCUCUUUGCAGUGACGUGCAUCGAAACCAGCCAUUACGUGAGCUUCGUCAAGCACGGACCGCAGGCCUCCGACUGGUUGUUCUUCGACAGCAUGGCAGACCGAGAAGGUGGUGAGAAUGGGUUCAACAUCCCCCAGGUGAGAGCGUGUCCUGAGGUGUGCCGCUACCUGGGCCUGUCAGAGGAGGAGCUGAGCAGGGUGGACGCCUCCACUUUGAGGGAGUCGGCCCGUAGACUGCUCUGCGACUCCUACAUGUGCCUGUACCACAGCCCUGAGCUCAGCCUCUACAAGUGAUGUGAAGAAAACAACAAAAACGUAUUUCCUAAAAAAAACUAAUGCACUCACAACAUGUCAUGUAACAGAUUAACUGGCCUUGUUUUCACAUCAAACUAGCAUGGAUUUGUCGCUUUUAUUAUGGAAAAUGAAAUGACUUUUGCCUUAUGAACAAAUAUGCAGAGGUUGAGCCUUAAUCACUCGGGCCUUAUAUCUGUGUUUACACUGUGCCUCAAUAAUGUGCUUUCACUGUACAGAACCACUCAUAUGUGACUCUUUUAUACUUAACUAUACAGUUUGCACUGCUUUAUUUGUAAGUCUGUAUAUAAUAUGAUUGUCUUAAACUGACAACUAAGUUGCACAUACAUGUUUAACCUUUAUUUGUCAUGUAGUGUUUGAAUAAUGUUGCUUCAGAAACUAUGGGUAAUGUUUCGAAUAAUAAAAGCUUCAGAUAUGGUC